CAAAAGUGUAAAAAUGUAGAUCUGGGAGGGGAUCAAAAUCCCUAGCCGCAUCUCCAUUGCAAUCAGGCCUGGCAUCUCCAUCUCCCUCACCCUCCUUCUCCACCUCCGGCCGCCGCCACGGCCAGGCCAGCGUGGUGGUGCGCCCCUCACCAUCACACCAUCACCACCAUCGCCGCCAGCCACGACCAUCUCCACCACGCACCACCAGCACCACUUCCCACGAGCCGCACCUCACACCACCACCAGCACCACGCCAUCUCCAUCUUCGCCGCCGCGCCACCGCUCGCACAAUCUCUUCUUCCCCUGCUGCUCCUUCCUUCUCCUCACCACGCUGCUGCUUCCCCUCUCACGCCCCUGGUACUGCUCCUUCUCACAUUCCUGCUGCUGCUGCUGCUCGUCUUGUGCCCCUGGUGCUGCUCCUCCUUCCCUCGUCCUUGCUGCUGCUCUCUCCCUCUCUGUUGCUCUUCUCUGAAUCCCCUACUGCUGCUACUCCACUUCCUGUGCUCCCCUUCUUCUUCUAUGAAUCUCGCUGCUGCUGCUCCUCCUCUUAAAACGGCUGCUGCUCCCUCUCCCACUUUCCUCGCUGCUGUUCCCUCUCUCUUCUCACCAAAAUUGCUGAUGUCCUCUUCUCCAUUUGCGUGCUGCCACACCCUUCCUGAAGCUCUCUCAACUUUAUUUUGUUCUGUAUUAGUACUAUUUUGUCUGUAUGUCAGUUAGUUUGCUGUAAUAAUUCAGAUUACUUGUGAUCUUUGUGUUGAAUGUGAUUUCAGUGAACUUGAGAUUUGUAAUAUUGCUCAAUAUUCAGUCUAUAAUGUCUAAAACUUUGUGAUUCGGUGGUGUCUAUAUUCAAUAUAUAUAACCUGUGAUAUAUAUCUUUUAGAUGGUUCAAUCUUUUAGUUAUUGUUGUACUGAUAUAUGUUAAGGUGAUUUGGCUUGUGUGAUACGAGUCUAGUACAUGUGCUAUAUAAAUUCGUGUGUGUUUCUGGUGUAAACCAUCUAUAUUGUGUCUUUUAAUCUUGUUUCUUCCUUCUUCUUACAUGUUAGAUGGUUAUGUGUUCAUGUGUUGCAUCUUCUCGGUGUGUAUUUUAAUUCUUCUAGUAUAAUAAAAAUACCAAAAAGACAGUGAAGAAAAUCUGAACCUUCCUUUGCCCUUUUUGCAUUUUCUUUGGUGACGAUCUUUGGGUACAACCUUGUUUAGUGUAGGUUUAUUUUCUUGCAUUCAUAAUCUGAAUUGUGUUACCUAGCUUUAGCCAAGCACGUUCAUUGAUUUGCCUAGUCCCUGAGGAGAACACGACACUCGUAGUUUGGGGCGUAAAAACCCCGCUAUAUUACAACUGAUCAUUUUGGCGCCGUUGCCGGGGACUAGCGUCGUGUGACUGUGUUAGGCUUUAGACUAGGUUUAGCUUGUUUCCUUUUUGUGCUUUAUAUAUUUGUGAUAUAUCUCUAGCCACUAACCCCUAUUCUAGUUAGUAUCUUUUCGUCUUCUUUUCCUUUUUUGCAGGUUGGAUUAUCCUCUCGGCUAUGGCUUACUAUUCAGGCUUAUGCGAGGAACACUACAAACAGCACGGAAAGUGUUCAAGAACUGAUAGGUAAGAUUUCCCAUCGAUUAGAUGAUUUAGCUCGGCAGCGAGAAGGAGUUUUUGAGGAUAGGCCUAGUUCUUACGAUCCUUAUUCCAGAGGCCAUCCUUAUGUUGCUCCUACUUGCCAUAUUUGUGGAUUUCAGGGCCAUUCGCCCGCUGAAUGUCAGCGUGGUUACUCCCAUCCUACGGAUUGUUUUGGCAUGAGCUUCGCUCAACAGCAUAGCUCAUACCAAAACAAUUACUCACAUGGGUGGCCUGAAAGCCUGAAUAUGUCAUAUAGGAGCAACAACCCUAAGAUCUCACAGUUUGGUUCUAGUAAUCAUAUGCAGGGAUUUAGGUACAAUGAGGAGAGCCACAACUAUGCACCACAACAAUUCCAUUCAGCUCCUACUCAUAUACCACAGCACCAGGAGAUGUGUCCAAUGGAGUUAAAUGGUCCUCCAUUUGGUCAACCAACAACUCCAGCACCUGUUGUGCAAUCUCAUGUGCAAGUGCCCACACAAGAUGAGUUCAAUGACAUAGACAAGCUCACACUUUUGAGUCUCGAGUUCACUUGGAGUGCCGAGGAUGAUCCUAUUAGGAAGGUUAUACUAGAUGAAAUGAAGAAGAUCAAGAGUGGAAAAGAGCUAGUGGAAGAAGUAAGGAAGAUUGAGAACAACAUCAACACUGGCAGCACUAUUUCUUCACAGCUAGAGCUGAGUGUUGCCGAGAUUCCCCUUGAUACAUGUGAGGUUCCAACACCGUCACAUCCAGUUGAGCAAGAUAGUAAGAGUCCAGAGGAAGAAAGACCUCAGAUUGAAGAAGAUGAACUAGAAGACAAGGAACAAGAUGAUCAAGAGCUGCAAUUCCCAAGUGAUCAAGUUGAAGACUCAUCAUCUACUACUCCUAAAGAAGUACAAGAAGCUGCUGUAGAUGAAGAUGAAGAACAUGAGAUUCAUUUGCCUAUUGUCAUACCAGAGCGUGAUGUGUCAGGUUUACCCAAUCCUCUUGAUGACAUGAUGCCUUGUAAUUUCUUUGCUACUACCUUGCAUUACAUGAUACCAUCAAUUAAGCUAGACUUGAAAAAUUAUUUGCUUGGACAUGAUCAUACAUACAUUGUUGGUGGCAUUGCUCUCAUUCCUGAUGAUGACACUUAUUUUCCUUAUGCUAGUUCUAUGCUUAAUGAAACAUAUUAUUCCCAUGCUAGUCUUGAGCUUAAUGAUAAAUUUCAUCCUCAUGUUAGUGUCGACCUUGCUGAUUUCUACCAUCCUAAACAUGUGCUUUAUAGUUAUGCUUAUAUAAUUGGAUAUUACAUUGAUGACUUGGAGGGCAUCGACCGUAUCACUUGUAGUUGUUUGUGUGAGUCCUAUUUCAGGCUUUUGCUACUGCACUGUUUACUACAUGCUGACCAGGUUCGAGGUGACAUUCCUUGGGAUCCUGGUGGAGUCAGAGCAUGGCGAUGAGGAGAAGCAAUGGGGCACACAUAUGGAAGAGUGAAGCUGGAGCAUCCAUGAGGAAGCAAGGGAGAAGAGCUGCAGCUGGUGAGGUGAUCGAGCGAGUGCUACAUCAUCAAAGCCCGAAAAGUGCGAUAAGGCACUAUAAUCUUGAAGAUCUUGUCUACAAAGAAAGAGGAUACAAGACCGAGGGCCAAUAGAAGAGAAGGGGGGACUCGAGUAUGAAGAAUUAAAGAAAUGGAGGGCCAAAACUAAAGAAGAAAGGGAUCUACUUGAGGCUAAAGAAGAGAAGAAGGAGGGCAAAAGUGCAAAAAUGCAGAUCUGGGAGGGGAUCAAAAUCCCUAGCCGCAUCUCCAUUGCAAUCAGGCCUGGCAUCUCCAUCUCCCUCACCCUCCUUCUCCACCUCCGGCCGCCGCCACGGCCAGGCCGGCGUGGUGGUGCGCCCCUCACCAUCACACCAUCACCAUCGCCUCUAGCCACGACCAUCUCCACCAUGCACCACCAGCACCACUUCCCACGAGCCGCACCUCACACCACCACCAGCACCACGCCAUCUCCAUCUUCGCCGCCGCGCCACCGCUCGCACAAUCUCUUCUUCCCCUGCUGCUCCUUCCUUCUCCUCACCACGCUGCUGCUUCCCCUCUCACGCCCCUGGUACUGCUCCUUCUCACGUUCCUGCUGCUGCUGCUCGUCUUGUGCCCCUGGUGCUGCUCCUCCUUCCCUCGUCCUUGCUGCUGCUCUCUCCCUCUCUGUUGCUCUUCUCUGAAUCCCCUACUGCUACUACUCCACUUCCUCUGCUCCCCUUCUUCUUCUCUGAAUCUCGCUGCUGCUGCUCCUCCUCUUAAAACUGCUGCUGCUCCCUCUCCCACUUUCCUCGCUGCUGUUCCCUCUCUCUUCUCACCAAAAUUGCUGCUGUCCUCUUCUCCAUUUGCUUGCUGCUACACCCUUCCUGAAGCUCUCUCAACUUUAUUUUGUUCUGUAUUAGUACUGUUUUUGUCUGUAUGCCAGUUAGUUUGCUGUAAUAAUUCAGAUUACUUGUGAUCUUUGUGUUGAAUGCGAUUUCAGUGAACUUGAGAUUUGUAAUAUUGCUCAAUAUUCAGUCUAUAAUGUAUGAAACUUUGUGAUUCGGUGGUGUCUAUAUUCAAUAUAUAUAACCUGUGAUAUA
Triticum aestivum (bread wheat) is the source of this 4178-nucleotide messenger RNA. RefSeq lists its product as uncharacterized. Bases 1781 to 3022 code for a protein of 413 amino acids. The record is from RefSeq and is a predicted model, not a curated record. Lineage: Eukaryota; Viridiplantae; Streptophyta; Magnoliopsida; Poales; Poaceae. The transcript is spliced from 2 exons.